ACGUGAAGAUGGCGCCUGAGCGGCUGCGGAGUAAAGUUAUCUCCGCUUUUAAACUGCGGGGUCUCCUGCUCCGGGGUGAGGCUACUACUUACCUUACUGGUGCACUUCAGUCCAUCAAUGAACUGGAGCUUGAAGAUGCAUUGGAAAGUGUCAUUGAUGCUGUUGAAAAACAGCCUUUGUCAUCUAAUAUGAUUGAACGGUCCGUUGUGGAAAUAGCAGUCCAAGAAUGCAGUCAAUCAGUAGAUGAAGCUAUAGAACAUAUUUUCAAUAUAAUUGGAGCUUAUGAUAUUCCACGCUUUGUAUACAGUUCAGAAAGGAAAAAAUUUCUACCUCUGUCAAUGACUAAUCAUCCUUCACCAAAUCUAUUUGGAACUGCGAGAGACAAAGCAGAAGUCUUUCGUGAACGUUAUACGAUUUUACAGCAGAGAACCCACAGACAUGAGCUGUUUACACCUCCGGUGAUCGGUGCUCACCCUGAUGAAAGCAGAAGCAAGUUUCAGCUUAAAACAAUAGAAACUCUUCUGGGAAGCACUGCAAAAAUUGGCGAACUGAUUGUUCUUGGGAUGAUAACCCAGCUGAAAGAGGGAAAAUUUUUCUUGGAAGAUCCUACAGGAGCUGUACAGCUGGAUCUUAGUAAAGCUCAGUUCCAUAGUGGUCUAUAUACAGAUUCGUGUUAUGUCUUAGCAGAAGGUUGGUUUGAAGAUCAAGUGUUUCAUGUAAAUGCCUUUGGAUUUCCACCUACCGAACCUUCCAGUACUACUAGGGCAUACUAUGGAAAUACAAACUUCUUUGGAGGCCCGUCUUCAACGUCUGUGAAAACUUCUGCCAAAUUGAAACAGUUGGAAGAUGAGAAUGAAGAUGCCAUGUUUGUAUUUUUGUCUGAUGUCUGGUUAGACCAGGUAGAAGUUUUGGAAAAGCUUCAUACUAUGUUUUCUGGUUAUUCUUCCAUACCUCCAACCUGCUUUAUCUUUUGUGGAAAUUUCUCUUCUGCGCCAUAUGGAAAAAAUCAAGUUCAAGCACUAAAAGAUUCCCUGAAGGCUCUUGCGGACAUAAUAUGUGAAUACCCAAGUAUUCACAAAAGUAGUCGUUUUGUCUUUGUACCUGGUCCAGAAGAUCCUGGGCCUGGUUUCAUUUUACCAAGGCCACCACUUGCUGAAAAUAUCAUUAAUGAAUUCAAACAGCGGGUGCCUUUUUCAGUUUUCACUACUAAUCCUUGCAGAAUUCAAUAUUGCACACAAGAAAUCAUUGUUUUUCGUGAAGAUUUGGUGAAUAAGAUGUGCAGAAAUUGUGUCCGUUUUCCUAGUAGCAAUUUGGAUAUUCCCAACCAUUUUGUAAAGACCAUACUAUCGCAAGGACAUCUGACUCCUCUGCCACUUUAUGUCAGUCCAGUAUACUGGGCAUAUGACUAUACUAUGAGAGUGUAUCCUGUACCUGACCUACUUGUCAUUGCAGACAAAUACGAUCCUUUUACCGUGACUAAUACAGAGUGCCUUUGCGUAAACCCUGGAUCUUUUCCAAGGAGUGGAUUUUCAUUCAAGGUUUUCUAUCCUUCUAACAAGACAGUAGAGGAUAGCAAACUUCAAGGUUUUUGAGUUGGUCAGAGAUUGAAAGAACCCACCAUCAUCAGUUGUCCCAACUUAAUUCCAGAGUGCUUUUACUGUCAUUUUGUAAAAUUUAUA
Messenger RNA from Tachyglossus aculeatus (Australian echidna), 1679 nucleotides. RefSeq names its product DNA polymerase epsilon 2, accessory subunit (gene POLE2). Gene Ontology annotation, biological process: error-prone translesion synthesis; DNA-templated DNA replication. The transcript has 19 exons. Gene Ontology annotation, cellular component: epsilon DNA polymerase complex. NCBI's taxonomy places the organism in Eukaryota, Metazoa, Chordata, Mammalia, Monotremata, Tachyglossidae. The record is from RefSeq and is a predicted model, not a curated record. Bases 9 to 1592 code for a protein of 527 amino acids. Gene Ontology annotation, molecular function: DNA binding.